AUGUCCGCAGAAGAGCUUCAUUGUGAAGAGCACUUCAAGCAGCACUACAGUAGGUUGCCUACGGGGGAAUACUCUGUUCAUCUGCCGAUGAAGCGUGAUGUAGGUCUGUUAGGCGAUUCGUAUUUGCAAGCCAAAAGGCGAUUUGAGAAUCUUGAGCGCAAGUUUAGUCGAAAUCCAAAGGUUAAGGAGGACAACGCAGCAUUCAUUAAGGAAUAUUUGGACCUCAAGCAUAUGUCGUCCGUGCCUAGCUCGCAAGUACAUGAGUGUAAAUACUUCUUGCCGCACCAUUGUGUAUUGAAAGAGGAGAGUUCGUCCACAAAGUUAAGGGUCGUGUUCGAUGGCUCAGCAGUGACGUCGUCUGGAUUCUCGUUAAAGGAGCUACUAAUGUUAGGGCCCACAAUUCAGGCGAAGCUCUUCGCCACUCUAGUGCGUUUUCGUACAUUUCCUACUGGAAUUACUGGAGACAUUUGUAAGAUGUACCGAUGUGUACGCGUGGCAGAGCCAGAUUUUCUGUUACAGUGUAUCCUGUGGCGUGAUUCACCCAAAGAUGACAUCCAAGUUUUUAAGCUGGACACGGUCACGUAUGGCACCAAGCCUGUUUCAUUUUUGGCCAUUCGUGCAAUGCAACAACUCGCCAUGGAUGAGUCUUCGUCGUAUCCAUUGGGCUGGAAAGUCGUUUUGCGGGACUUCUAUGUUGAUGACAUGAUAUCAGGAGGCGAUGCCGUCGAAGAAGUGCGGAAGGUCAUGCAUCAAAGCACAAAACUCCUUGGUCGUUGUAAUUUUCGUUUAAGAAAGUGGUGCUCGAGCUCUGUAGAAGUGCUUCAAGAUGUCCCAGAGGCCGACAAGGAAACCCUUCUAAAGUCUGACGACGGGAGCGACAUUACGAAGACUCUUGGACUGGUUAUCAGUAAUCGCAAGGUGCUACGAUACCCUCGGUUUAAUCGGACCAACGUUGACAAGGGCGAAGAUAAUUCUUCAGCAGAUGUGGAAAAGCAAGUUGGACUGGGAUGA
This is a messenger RNA of Drosophila obscura, 1011 nucleotides long. RefSeq lists its product as uncharacterized. The transcript has a single exon. NCBI's taxonomy places the organism in Eukaryota, Metazoa, Arthropoda, Insecta, Diptera, Drosophilidae. Bases 1 to 1011 code for a protein of 336 amino acids. The record is from RefSeq and is a predicted model, not a curated record.